ACGCUCGUGACCUCACGUGGUCUUCUGUUUACAGCAAUCAUUGGUUGGUGUGCUGUAGCUAUGGAUGUUCUUUUCAUGGUCUGCGUUCUGCUAGUGGCAGUCCAAUGCGGUGUUGAUGCUCAUGACGUUAAAAGGCCUCGAGUGAAUUCAGACAACCAUGGAAAUCUUGAGUUUGUUUCACAAGGGAAUGUGACGUUUCGAACGGGACAAAGCUCUGAACAAGGAACAGUGACGGGUGUUUGGUUGGAUGGCAGACUUUUGAGACUUCCUGAUUCGGGUCCACAAGGCCCACAGGGUUCUAAAGGUGAUGGUGGCAUGAAAGGCGAAAAAGGUCAAAAUGGCUUAUCUGGUCAGAAAGGAGAGCAGGGCGCACCAGGCGUAGAUGGUGCAAGUGGCAUACAGGGUCCUAGGGGUGACUCGGGUUUAGCAGGCAAGACUGGUGAAAAAGGGCGGAAAGGAGAAGUUGGAGUACAGGGUAUUAAAGGGGUCGUUGGAGCAGCAGGACAGAAAGGGGCUACAGGUCUGACUGGAAGUAAAGGCGAUAAAGGUAUUUUGGGACAAAAGGGAGGCACUGGUGCUGCUGGGCUCAAGGGAGUAAAAGGAGAGCAAGGGAAACAAGGAGCAGCUGGAACAGAUGGAAAAACUGGUCCACAAGGUCCUCCUGGUCCACAGAAGCUUGUAACUUCUACUGCAACAUGUAACAAGACAACUACAGGUUUGCUUCGUUAUGAACCAAACAGUAAGUCAGUUGCAUAUUGUGAUGGUGCACUAUGGCUUUUCUUGACUGGAGAUGCACAACAUGGUACUGUGAACAAUCCAGGCAAACACUGUGCAGAUCUCAAGCAAAAGGGUGUGACAAAAAGUGGCGCCUACUGGAUUAAACCAUCACAGACAGAUCCUGCUUUUCAGGCAUACUGUGAAAUGCAAAGUGAUGGUGGUGGCUGGACUUUAAUCAUCAAGAUGGAUGGCACAAAAACAACUUUCUCGUAUGACAAGAGCAUUUGGAAAGAGAAGAAAGAGUUAAAUCCAUCACAAGUUGGAGCUCUUGAUAAGAAUGAAUGUAAACUGCAGUCUUACUGGACACUGAGCUUUACAGAGAUGAGACUAGGAAUGCAAGUUGGCUCUACUACAAGAUGGAUCACGUUUUCAUACAAAGCAUCGUCACUCUUCAGUCUUACUUCAACUGGGAGUCACAAGGCCACAAAUCUUGGCCGAAAUAAGUGGAAGAGCUUGAUUGGAUCACAGGCAUCACUGCAACCCAAUUGCAAUCAGGAAGGAUUCAAUAAUAUAGCAUCAGGUCAUCCACAUGACAAAGUACGCAUAGGAAUCAUUGCUAACCAGGAGAACGAUUGUUCGAGUGUGGAUUCUCGACUUGGGUUUGGAGGUUAUGGUGAUGUUUGUGGUGUUCCUGAUUCAUAUCGAGACACUUCCUGUGGCAACACGGUUGUGUGCAGUGGAGACAAUGGCGACAAGAACAUUCCUGCAACUGGAUUCAUUAUGGCAAGAUAAUGCUUUGACAUUUCGGCGCCUGCAUUAGAUGUCAUCUCAGUCUGCUGCUUGCUUAGUGGCUUUUCAUUAGUCACCACAGGUCUGUGUGCGUUGCGCUAGCUGGCAUAUUAAAUACCAUUUUUUCAAGCGUUUCAAUUUACGUUAUUCAAGAAAUUCAAG
Molecule: messenger RNA, 1668 nt
Organism: Corticium candelabrum
Lineage: Eukaryota; Metazoa; Porifera; Homoscleromorpha; Homosclerophorida; Plakinidae
Product: collagen alpha-1(XI) chain-like
Exons: 6
Coding region: 61-1509 (482 amino acids)
Source: RefSeq, a predicted model, not a curated record